UUGCUUUCUUCCAUCCCGAGAGAAAAUUACGUAAGGAGAGAUAAAUGAAUAAUCUGUUAUAUCCAAACAACAGUAACAUUGUCCAGCUGUUUUAACACCCGAAAAAUGUCGUACAUUCUUGCUCUUUACAUUGUAGCUUUGGGAGCUGCAUCCAGCCAAGGAUGCGGGGAUUUGGAAAUAGUGCCACGUUCCAGCUGGGGAGCUCGUUCCCAGAAGGGUCCCACCGAAAUACUAAAUACACCAGUCGAUCACACAUUCAUUCAUCACACUGCGUUGGAAGAAUGCUCAGAUUUUCAUUCCUGCUGCCAGAACAUGAGAGCCAUACAGGAUUUGCACAUGGAUACAAGAGGAUGGAAUGAUAUUGGUUAUAAUUUUGUGAUUGGUGGUGAUGGUCGAGUAUACAUAAGUCGUGGUUGGACUACAGUAGGUGCUCAUACCUUAGGAUACAAUUCCAAGGCUAUUGGUUUCUCUCUGAUGGGUGAUUUUUCAUUUCAUGAACCUUCUGAAAUAAUGCUUAAUACAACAAAUAAGUUGAUUCAAUGUGCAUUGCAGAAAAAAUAUAUCAAAGAUGAUUACAAAUUACAUGGCCACAGAGAUAGCUGCUGUACAGAGUGUCCAGGAGAUGCAUUUUAUAACCUUAUCAAAAACUGGCCUCAUUUUGAAGCAGGACCUUUGCCAGAUUACUAUUGCUGACUGUCAUUAAAAGCACUUGCUCAAGCAGGAAGCAAGACACAUUACUAAAAAAAUUCUUAAAAAGGGUCAUAAAAUUUGUUGGAAUUUUCUGAUGAAAUUUGAAUCUUUUCUGUGUUUUAAUGUUAAAUAAUUCGUACACAUAUAAAAGUCUCUCAACUUUGUAAAUAAAUGCCUGGAUCUAGGGAGAAAAAAAAACUAUGGCAUUAUUACGAUUUUACGAGCUAUUAAAAAUUUUAUGAAGAAACUUUGUAUACUUAUGUAAAAUCAACUUGAUAUUUAUUGCUGUAUUACAUAAUAAUACUGAUUAUUUCUGUGUAAA
Messenger RNA from Stegodyphus dumicola, 1012 nucleotides. Its product is annotated as peptidoglycan recognition protein 3-like. Lineage: Eukaryota; Metazoa; Arthropoda; Arachnida; Araneae; Eresidae. Gene Ontology annotation, molecular function: zinc ion binding; N-acetylmuramoyl-L-alanine amidase activity. The record is from RefSeq and is a predicted model, not a curated record. Gene Ontology annotation, biological process: peptidoglycan catabolic process.